Salvia miltiorrhiza (redroot sage) is the source of this 2862-nucleotide messenger RNA. Its product is annotated as probable disease resistance protein At1g58390. Bases 255 to 2444 code for a protein of 729 amino acids. The record is from RefSeq and is a predicted model, not a curated record. Lineage: Eukaryota; Viridiplantae; Streptophyta; Magnoliopsida; Lamiales; Lamiaceae. Gene Ontology annotation, biological process: defense response to other organism. Gene Ontology annotation, molecular function: ADP binding; protein binding. The transcript is spliced from 3 exons.
CAUUAUUUGGCUUCUUCAACUAGACGUUCAAUAUAAUUAAUCACAAUUUUUAACAUUCUAGAUCCCUAAUUCUACUCAAACGAAUUUCACUAUUUACAGUAAACACCGCCGGAUUCCACCGUGCCCCGCCCCAGUCGUUGCUCGCCACCGCUCCUUCACUGCUUGCAGCCGCUGCUCGUUCGGCGCCACCACCUCCUUCUGUCCUUGGUCUGUCGUCAGUAUCCCUGCUAGGGCAGUUUGGUCGAAGCAGAAACAUGUCGGAUGAUCUCUUAUCGCUGAUACACAUGCUGGACAAGUAUAAACUACGAAAAUUCUUUGCAAAAAAGGAUAUAGAAAGGGUAACUACAGAGAUUAGAGAGAUUUUGGAUAUUGUGAGGGAUAAGAAAUUGGAAGAUGAGAGAAGACUAAAUUUUUGGGUAUCUGACCUCGUCGACGUGGUUGAGGAUGCCUGCGACAGUAUUUGGCACGAAGACGAUAUCUAUGAUAGCGGUUUAUGUGAGUCCAUCUUUAGUUGGAUGGGAGAGAUAAAAAAGCAGAUGCUUAAACUGGGAGAUGAUGAGUCCAACAUGAGAUCAUCACAAAAUGUUGAAGAUGAUGUAGAUGUGGUGGGCUUGGAGGAAGAUGUGGAAUUUCUGAUUCACAAAAGGAUUGUUGAUGGCAGAGAAUACCUGAAGACUGUUGUUAUUAAAGGGAUGUGUGGUAUUGGAAAGACAACUCUUGCGAGAGAGAUAUACAACCAUCCUACCGUCGUUGAUCACUUCGACCGUCGUGCUUGGGUAUCCAAUUCUACUCACUUCACUAUGAAAGAGCUACUUAUCAAACUCAUACAACAAGUAGCAGUAGAAGAUCCUGAUACAUCUUCCUCAUUGGAGAAUAUGGACAGCCAAAGCCUCCGAGAUAUGCUUUACCUACACCUGCAAGAUAAGCGAUAUCUUAUAGUUCUCGAUGACAUGCCCAAACACAUGCCCUUGAAGUCUUUCUUCAAAGAUCUUCCAAAUCAAGACACUGGAAGUAAAUUGCUGCUCACAAGUCACACGACACAUGUCAACAUAGAUAAAGAUUAUUUGGAUGUUCAUGAGAUGAAACCUUUGGAUUCUACGAAGAGCUGGCAAUUGUUUCUGAAAACAAUAAAACACGGCAAUAAAUUAACGGGUGAGCACAUUUUCCCAAAGUCCUUGGAGCAUAUGGGAAAACAAAUGUUGAGAAAAUGUGGCGGUCUGCCAUUAGCUAUAAAAGAGGUGGGAAAGCAGUUAGCAGAAAAGAAAGUCUCAGGGGAGAGUGAAUGGGAACAACUUCUUGAAUCAGUUGAUUUUGGUUCAACAUUGAAGUUGUUGGAGCCAUUUUAUCAUAAAUUGGAUCCUAAACUAGAUUCAUGUUUCUUGUCUAUGGCCUUCUUUAAGGAAAAUACAACUUUGAGGGAAGAAAAGUUGAAACACAUUUGGAUUGCAGGAGGAAUAGAAGAUCGCGAACAUCUAUGUGAAUCAUAUUUAGAUGAUUUAGUCAAUGAAUCUUUUAUUGAUGUCCAGGACAAGAGCACGGAGUAUCACAUGAAUGUUGUGCUACACAUGCUAUCCAUCCAAAAAGCAGAGGAGAAAUUCGAUUUUGAGAUCCUAAGGAACAAUGGAAAUAAUCGGCCCUCUGAGAGUCCACGUCAUCAUCGUGUGAUCAUUUGUAGCAGAUACAAGUUCAACUACUCCACGGAUCAAGAUAAGCAUCUUGUUUCUCUCUUCUUCCAUGGAGGUGGCUACUUCGAGACUAGUCCAUCUUAUUGGAAGAGCUUUGAACAACGACUUAAGAUACUCGACUUGGAAGAUUUUGGGUUGAAGUUUUUACCGGAAAGUAUCGGCACAUUGAUGGAAUUAAGAUACUUGGGGUUGAGAAAUAAUUACAUAAAAGAGCUUCCACAGUCGUUAGGGUGCUUGAAAAGGCUUGAGGUUCUUGACAUAGCUCAAAACUUUAUGGUGGAGGUGCCGGAUAUUAUAUGGGAAAUGGAUAGCCUUAGCCACCUCUACAUGUCUGAUGUGAUUUGCCGGAAGCCUUUGAAGAUAGACGCGCUACAGUUUCUGGAGACGUUAACCUACUUCUCGGUUGAUGAUUGGACAUAUGAGCUCUCGGGCUUAAAAGAGUUGAAGUUUCUUAAGAAAUUGGGCAUAGAAGGAUUGGAUGGAAACUCAGAUGUAAGCAAGCUCUUUGUGUCAUUGGCAGACUUGAUAAAGCUUAAACACCUAAUCUUAAGAGGGUAUCGUUUCAGAAGCAUGCCUUGUUUGGAUGAGCUUGCUAUUCUACACACUCUCAAAACACUCAAAUUGGAUGGACUCCUUGCCAGGCUUCCAACAAGUUUCCCUCGAUCACUUGAAUCAUUGACUUUGGUUAAUAGCUGUCUUGAUGAAGACCCCAUGCCACUACUAGGGAAGUUAUCUGGUCUACAAUACCUCAAAUUGUGAAAUGCAUACACUGGUCAACAAAUGGUGAUCUUGCACGAUGACUUCUUUCUUCUCAGAGUCCUGUGCCUCGAAGAGUUAUGGAAUCUGAGAAACGUACAAUGUGGAGGAGAUGUAAUGUAUGAGCUCAGGAAAUUAGAAAUUCAUGAUUGUCCAUAUCUGGAUACCCUCCCGGAAGAGAUUGUGACGAUGGAUACGUUCAAAGAGUUAAAGAUGGUGACAAACAAAAGCAUUGCAGCAAAGAUAAGGAAUUCAGACUUCAUCUCCGAAAUAGAUAUGGUGAAUAUCAAUCCAUGAGCUAAAGCAGUUGGCGUUAAUUUGGAUAAUUGAUUUUUCUUCUCCUUUGGUGGUUGUGUUUGUAAAUGACAUUUAGUUGCUUUGACAAUUGUGGUUUCUUCAUAUAUAUCUUGUUUCUACUCUA